GUUCUCCGAAAAAAUGUGGCCCAACUUGUUAAUGUACCUACUUUUUCUGGCUCUACCUCUCAAAUCCUGGGGCUAUCAAGUUCUUCAUCUCGCCGAUUUUCAUCUUGACGUUCAAUAUUCUAUAAACGGAGACAAUAAACAUAUGUGUCACGAUGAUGGUACGGAACGAAAUACAACACUUGGAGAGUAUGGAGACUACAUGUGUGAUGCACCAAAACCACUGAUCCAACUCGCUAUCGAUGAAUCUGCCCGUAUAUUUCCAAAUCCGGAUCUUAUCAUUUGGACAGGAGAUAAUGUGGCUCACAUUGAUGGAUAUGGAUGGGAAAUUGUUCUUGAUGCCGUCAAUCAAACCACCUCGCUUCUUUUCUCCAGAUUCCCAAAUCAAACAAUUCUUCCAACAUUUGGAAAUCACGACUACGCCCCUUCAAAUGGAUUCGAGUCAGAAUCGAGUUUAUAUACAAAAACGUGGGAACUCUGGAAAGGAAAAUUAGGAGAUGAGAAUAAGGCAACAUUCCUGAAAGGUGGAUACUAUAAAUAUCGGCUUCGAAAUGCAACAGCAGUUGUUCUCAACACAAAUUUAUAUUACAAUGCCAAUAAAGCAUACGUUAACUUCACAAACAAAGUAGAUCCGGCUGACCAGUUCGCUUUCCUCGAAAAAGAACUUUCAAAUGCCGAAAAGUGUCCAAAUAGAAUAUCCGAGAAUUGCACUUCUAUAGUUCAUAUUGUAGCACAUAUUGGACCUGGAGUUUUCGAAAAAACUCCAAAUUUCACUUGGUUCCGUGACGAGUACAAUGAACGUUUUUUGGAUUUAACUGUUCGAUACGCAAACUCAAUUGGAUGGAUGAUUUUUGGACAUCAUCAUACUGAUACAUUCCAUUUAAUUAAAGACUCAAAAGAAAAUAAUGUACAAUUGGCACUUAUGGCUCCAGCAGUAACUCCUUGGUUCUCUGAUCUUCCGGGAGCCGGAGCAAACAAUCCGACUUUCAGAGUUUAUGAAACUGAUGCUUACAGUAAAAUACAAGAUAUCAGUACGUACUUUAUCAAUUUGGACGAUCUCAAUAAAAACAAAUCAACACCUUUUGUAUUCGAGUAUUCUUUUAAAGACGCUUAUGGAAUCACAGGAGACAUCAAUCCUACCACAAUGUCAGCACUGCUUGAUAAAAUGAAAAAUAACGACACACUUUUUAAAAAGUAUAUUGACUACAACACAGCAUUCUGGAACCCACAAAUGCCGCUCGGAGUUUACAGAGGUGCUCAACUGUGUUCAAUGGAGUAUUCCGACUAUCCGCGCUACUAUUCCUGCUUGUCGAAAUACACUAAAUCAGCAACUCGUUCUUUGAAUAUUCCAUUAUUUUCUCUUUUUGCAAUCAUCUACACUGAAUUAUUUCUGUAAAUAUUGUUAUGUAUCUGUUUAUGGAGUCAAUUUGAAAACGGGUUAUUGCAUUUCUUUUACUAUUAUUUUUAAUGGUUUCACGGUUUUUAUUUUAUAAUUUAUGAACUUGCCUUUAAAUAAAUGAAUAAUUUAU
Molecule: messenger RNA, 1526 nt
Organism: Caenorhabditis elegans
Lineage: Eukaryota; Metazoa; Nematoda; Chromadorea; Rhabditida; Rhabditidae
Gene: ZK856.5
Product: Metallophos domain-containing protein
Exons: 10
Coding region: 14-1393 (459 amino acids)
Cellular component (GO): extracellular region
Molecular function (GO): hydrolase activity
Source: RefSeq, marked reviewed